AUGGAGAGAACCGACAAACAAAAUGGAAAAAUCAAAAUUAUCAGUUUUAUGCAUGAGAAACAAAAAUAUAGGCCUCUAGCAAAGGGACUUGCGUAUUUACACGAAGAAUGCACCACUCAAAUCAUCCACUGCGACAUCAAGCCUCAGAAUAUACUUCUUGAUGAAUAUUUCAAUGCUCGGAUUUCAGACUUUGGAUUAGCAAAACUUCUGAUGAUGAAUCAGAGUCGUACCCUCACUAAUAUCAGAGGUACAAAAGGGUAUGUUGCUCCCGAAUGGUUUAGAAACACUCAAGUCACCGCGAAAGUUGAUGUUUAUAGCUUCGGAGUUUUACUACUAGAGAUCAUUACAUGCAGAAAAAGCCUGAUAGAUUUGGAAUUUGGAGAGGGAGAAAAUCCAAUUCUUACAGAUUGGGUUUGGGACUGCUUUCAGGAUGGAACGCUAGAUACUUUGGUUAAAAAUGAUGCUGAAGCUUUAAAUGACAAGAAAAGUGAUGUAGGAUGA
Molecule: messenger RNA, 501 nt
Organism: Olea europaea var. sylvestris
Lineage: Eukaryota; Viridiplantae; Streptophyta; Magnoliopsida; Lamiales; Oleaceae
Product: G-type lectin S-receptor-like serine/threonine-protein kinase RLK1
Exons: 2
Coding region: 1-501 (166 amino acids)
Biological process (GO): protein phosphorylation
Molecular function (GO): ATP binding; protein kinase activity
Source: RefSeq, a predicted model, not a curated record